This is a messenger RNA of Octopus bimaculoides (California two-spot octopus), 1024 nucleotides long. RefSeq names its product oxidative stress-induced growth inhibitor 2. The record is from RefSeq and is a predicted model, not a curated record. NCBI's taxonomy places the organism in Eukaryota, Metazoa, Mollusca, Cephalopoda, Octopoda, Octopodidae.
AGCAGUGGCUUCACUUUUUAUUUAACUGGAGCCAAAGAAAAAAACAAUACACCCCCAUCAGCACUGAAUCCAUCAUGGCCACCACUACCACCAUGAUCACUACUACUACUACUACUGAAUCGCAAGGGUCUGUACAGAAUUGUCUGAUCUGCUAGAAAUAACAAUCACAUCUCCCUCAAAUUACACUACACCAUCAUAAAAAAGGAGUGUUACAUUAGUUAAUGUAGUCUAAAUACCCUAUGUUUGAAAAAGGAGUGGAUGAUCAUGACUAGAACACUAGUCAAAGUUCAUUUGACUGCUUCCAUCUUGCUAUUGUAACAACUGACCUUGGGCUAACCAACAACAUAUAUAGUGUUUAUUCCUAAUUGUCCAAGCAAUUUCUUAAUCUGUCUUUUUGUUUUCUAUUCUCCAGCAAAUGGAUGGAAACUUACAGACUAUCAGCAUUAGUAACUGGAUGGAACUACCAUCUUUGCCUUUACAGAAAUGGCUAAACAAAAAGAAAACCUCGGUGUCUGAAAAAAACAGGAAAGACAAUCGUGCAACUGUUGCAGAUGUCCGCAACUAUUAUUGCGAUUUUUUAAAAGAAAAGAACAUUUACAAGAAUUUCCGCAAUGGUUAUUUAGUUAGUUCUGUGCAGAAAGUUCUGGACACUUGUGAAGGAAUUGAUUGUGAGAGUGGGGAAGCAAUGCCUUGCUGUCAAAAUGUUAAAGCAAACCAUAAAUUCUUAUGGGAAGUACGUGGACAUAAAGUGAAUGCAAAACGAGGUGAUAGCCAAGAACCUUUACCACACGAGGACUUUUGUUUCCAAAGCAACUCAGUAGUUUUAGCCACAGGUACGACGGACCUACCUAACCGAUUAGGCACCACCGGGGAAAAUCUGCCUUAUGUGGUACACUCUCUUAAACCUUUUGAACAAAUGAUUACCAAAAAAGAGAUUGCAAGUGAUUCUGAUCCUGUUGUUGUUGUUGGUGCUGGCCUGUCUGCUGCUGAUGCUAUUUUGAUGGCUCUCGAAAACAAUAUCUCU